Messenger RNA from Gastrolobium bilobum, 1215 nucleotides. RefSeq lists its product as uncharacterized. The coding region runs from base 1 to 1215 and encodes 404 amino acids. NCBI's taxonomy places the organism in Eukaryota, Viridiplantae, Streptophyta, Magnoliopsida, Fabales, Fabaceae. The transcript has a single exon. The record is from RefSeq and is a predicted model, not a curated record.
AUGGCAAUGUCGUCCCAUGAUGUGUUAUUUGAGAUAUUCUCUUGGUUACCAGCAAAAGCUGUUUACAGGUUCAAGUCAGUUGGCAAGUUCUCCUUAGAGUUUUCAGAUGAAACAUUAUUUGCAUCGAAGCAGGCCCAGAAUGCAUUGUUAAAGGAUGACACGUGCUUCUUCAUUCAAUCAGAUAUUGGUCAGAGGUACAAUGGCCAAACAGAGUUACACCCUUUACCGGGAGAGGAGCUAUCAUCUGGAGUCUCUGAUGAUGUUUUACAAUUCUUGACAAACUCUGCAAGAAUUGUGGCUUCAAGCAAUGGCUUGAUUCUUUGUCGUGCUACUUGUCAAAACCAAGUUGAGUUGUUUAUUUGUAACCCAGCAACACAAUCUUUGUCCCCCAUUCCUAUCCCUGAGGAUUUGCAGGUGAGUGUUGACGCUGAUCUCAAAAUCGUUUUUGAAUGUCACUCAGAUGAUUGCAUGCUGUUUCUUUUUUGUGAGAACCCAAAAGAUGGUUGGUCUUCAAAUUUGUAUUGCAAUGUUUACCUUCACAAGGAAGGUGUAUGGAAAGCAAGGGAAGAAAGUUUCACCACAGGCGCUAGGAACUUGAGAUUUGACAUUCCUGUUAUUCAUAAUGGUGUCAUCCACUUCAUCUCAGAUUGUUCUCCUUACGUUAACAGAAAUAGUCAAUAUUUUUUGCCAUAUAUCAUGUCCUAUAAUCUUGAGAGUGGAGCAUCAAGAAUGCUCCGUGUGCCUAAAAAAGCAAGAAGGGGUUUUAACGAUGACAGCUGUAACAUGGGGAUUUUUAAAUGGGGUAAAGUCACUAGUUCAACUAAAUCAAUUUGUUUGGUGAGGUUAAGAAAUUUUGUUUUUACCAUAUGGGCUUUGAGAGACUAUGAAUCAAGUUCUUGGAGAAUGAUUUUGAAAAUAAGAGUGAAAGCAAUGGGAUUAGUGGAGCAAGAUCCUACUGUCACUGGUUUUACUGUCUUGAAUGGUGAUCUUUUGGUCUUUGCUACAACGAAGAAGGUCUAUGGCUAUGGUUUGAGUAAUGAAAAUUGUAUAGUGCUUGAGGAAAUAUGUGAACAUGGAUGUGAAACCGGAGUCUGCUUCACUUCUUAUUCGAACACUCUGCGCACGUGUGGUACAGAUGCCACAGCUUUGCCUCCAAAGAAGAAAAUGAUGCAACCAAUUAGUCCAAUUUCUGUUCUCGGGAACAGAAAUGGAUAG